Molecule: messenger RNA, 651 nt
Organism: Podarcis lilfordi (Lilford's wall lizard)
Lineage: Eukaryota; Metazoa; Chordata; Lepidosauria; Squamata; Lacertidae
Source: the annotation of a GenBank genome assembly
AUGACGGCCCCCCAAGCUCUCCUGCUCUGCUCUUGCUUAGCGCUGCUGCUCCAGCCGGGCUCCUGCCAGCCCUACCUGCGGCUCCGGCCCUCCCCCAGCGACAGCCUGCCUGUCAAGGACAUCAUCGAGCAUCCCGACCCGGAGUAUGACCCCAAGGAGCAAGACCUGGACGAGCGGACUUUGAGGAAGAAGCUGGGCAGCAACUUUGACCCCAGUUUCAUGUCCGUGGCGGCCCCAGCCCAGGCCAACAACCUGUCUGCUUCGGAUGCCCUGCACCGGUUCAAAGGCCUUGGCCCGCUGCCCAACGAGCUGAAGAAGCUGGACUUGGGCGAGACUCCCUAUGGGACCAGGCUCAAGAUGGGCAAGAAAGCCCGCCGGAAGUUUCUGCAGUGGCUUUGGGCGUACACCUAUUGCCCGGUGCUGUACACCUGGAAGGAUCUGGGACUGAGGUUCUGGCCUCGCUACAUCAAGGAAGGGAACUGCUUUGCGGAGAAGUCCUGCUCCUUCCCUGAGGGCAUGUCCUGUAAGCCAGUCAAGUCAGUCACCAAGACCUUCCUGAGAUGGUACUGCCAAGGGUGGUCAAAGCAGAAAUAUUGCACCUGGAUUCCUGUCCAGUACCCUGUGAUUUCAGAAUGCAAAUGCUCCUGCUAG